Messenger RNA from Morus notabilis, 872 nucleotides. RefSeq lists its product as uncharacterized. The transcript has a single exon. The coding region runs from base 136 to 750 and encodes 204 amino acids. Lineage: Eukaryota; Viridiplantae; Streptophyta; Magnoliopsida; Rosales; Moraceae. The record is from RefSeq and is a predicted model, not a curated record.
CACAACUUAAUUCCCUCUCUUUAAUACCCUUCAAAACUCAUCAAACUUCCACAAAUAUGUUGAUAAAGAAACAAUCUAAUCGUAAAGACCAUUAGUAGCUCCAAGACUACUAUUUAUUGUAUUCACUCAGAUAAAAUGGGCAACUGCUUAUUCGGCGGCUUGGGAGACCCCGAUGGAAUGAUCAAAGUCAUCACAUCAAACGGCGGCGUUAUGGAGUUCUUCGCUCCGAUCACGGCCGGAAGCAUCACCGGAGAGUUCCCGGGCCACGGCAUCUUCCGAAGCCACGAUCUCUUCUGGAAGCCUCUGCCUCACCAUGAAGACCUCGUCGCUGGACAAUCCUACUACCUUCUUCCUAUCAACGUCCCCGCCGCCGGCGACGAGCUCGGCCGCCGGGAAGGCCACGUCAGAUCGAACAGCAUUCCGGCGAACUCCCUGGUGGCCCCGUACCGGAUGUCGUUGGACUACCAAGGCAUGCUCAAGAGGUCUUACACCGACGUCUUCUCGAGGCCGUACGGCCAUGGAUCUUUAGGGUUUUGGAAGGUGAAGCUGGUGAUAAGCCCUGAGCAGCUCUUGGAGAUUUUGUCCCAAGAGGGUCGGACUCAGGAGCUCAUCGAGAGCGUUCGGGCCGUUGCGAAGUGCGGGACCGGCGCCGUUUCGACGGCCCUAGGGUUCUCGGAUCAGUGGAGUCUUUCGAGUAGUAGCAGGAAUGCUUCCUGUAAUGUGGAUGGGUUGGAGGAUAUUAUUAGUUAGUGGAAAUAGUAUUUUGGAGAUAUGAGUUUUUUUUAAGUUUCUUUUUAAGGUUAAUGUAAGAAAAUAGUACACUUAUAUGGGUUGCUAAUUAAUUAGUUUUAUGUUUGCAAUCAUAUAUGAUA